Molecule: messenger RNA, 483 nt
Organism: Fulvia fulva
Lineage: Eukaryota; Fungi; Ascomycota; Dothideomycetes; Mycosphaerellales; Mycosphaerellaceae
Product: RNA-binding protein 8A
Exons: 2
Coding region: 1-483 (160 amino acids)
Biological process (GO): RNA splicing
Cellular component (GO): nucleus; cytoplasm; exon-exon junction complex
Molecular function (GO): mRNA binding
Source: RefSeq, a predicted model, not a curated record
AUGUCAGACAUCAAAGACGAGAUGGAGGUGGAUGCGCCGGCAUCACCCGAACAGAAGAGCGACAACAAAAACGGCGGCUCAAACGACACCAAGACACAAGAGAACGCCGUCGCGGUCCGCAGUAUCGAAGGCUGGAUCGUCAUAGUCACCAACGUACACGAGGAGGCCAGCGAGGAGGACCUGCAAGAUCUAUUUGGCGAAUACGGCGAGAUCAAGAACAUCCACAUCAACCUCGACCGGCGCACGGGUUAUGUCAAGGGAUACGUGUUGAUCGAGUACCCGACCCGCGAAGAGGCGCUGGCAGCCAUCGAAGGCGCGAACGGACAAGAAUUGCUGGAGCAGACCAUCAACGUCGAUUUUGCGUUCGUGCGACCCCCGCCAACCAAGACUCAGGCAGGACCAAAGGGCGGUCGCAAGGGCGGCAGACAGCGCAGUCGUAGCCCAGGUGAGAGACGUGGCCGCGAGGAUGAAGAUGAAGACUAA